AUGGAGCUGAGCCUGGAGAGCCUGGGGGGCCUGCACGGCGUGGCCCACGCGCAGGCGGGCGAGCUGCUAAGCCCGAGCCACGCGCGCUCGGCAGCAGCGCAGCACCGCGGCCUGGUGGCGCCCGGGCGCCCCGGCCUAGUGGCCGGCAUGGCGAGCCUGCUGGACGGCGGCGGCGGCGGCGGCGGCGGGGGCGCCGGGGGCGCGAGCGGCUCGAGCGGCGCGGGUGGCGGCGCUGACUUCCGCGGGGAGCUGGCCGGCCCGCUGCACCCGGCCAUGGGCAUGGCCUGCGAGGCUCCGGGCCUGGGCGGCACCUACACGACGCUCACGCCGCUGCAGCACCUGCCCCCGCUCGCAGCCGUGGCGGACAAGUUCCACCAGCAUGCGGCGGCCGCGGCCGUAGCCGGGGCACACGGCGGCCACCCUCAUUCGCACCCUCACCCGGCCGCCGCGCCGCCCCCGCCGCCCCCGCCGCAGCGCCUGGCGGCCAGCGUGAGCGGCAGCUUCACACUCAUGCGCGACGAGCGCGCGGCGCUCGCCUCCGUGGGCCACCUCUACGGGCCCUACGGCAAGGAGCUGCCCGCCAUGGGGUCGCCACUGUCGCCGCUGCCCAAUGCGCUGCCGCCCGCGCUGCACGGCGCCCCGCAGCCCCCGCCGCCGCCGCCACCCCCGCCGCUGGCCGCCUACGGCGCACCGGGCCACCUGGCAGGGGACAAGCUGCUGCCGCCCGCCGCCUUCGAGCCGCACGCCGCGCUGCUGGGUCGCGCGGAGGACGCGCUGGCCCGCGGGCUGUCCGGAGGCGGCGGCAGCGGCGGCGGCGCGGGUGGCGGGAGCACCGCGGGGCUGCUGGCGCCGCUGGGCGGGCUGGCGGCGGCUGGAGCGCACGGGUCUCACGCGGGCGGCGGCGGCCCGGCCGCGGGCGGCGGCGGCCCCGGGGCCGGCGCGGCGGCGGAGGAGAUCAACACCAAGGAGGUGGCGCAGCGCAUCACGGCGGAGCUGAAGCGCUACAGCAUCCCGCAGGCCAUCUUCGCGCAGCGCAUCCUAUGCCGCUCGCAGGGCACGCUCUCCGACCUGCUGCGCAACCCCAAGCCCUGGAGCAAGCUCAAAUCGGGCCGUGAGACCUUCCGCAGGAUGUGGAAGUGGCUGCAGGAGCCCGAGUUCCAGCGCAUGUCGGCGCUGCGCCUGGCAGCCUGCAAGCGGAAGGAGCAGGAGCAGCAGAAAGAGCGCGCGCUGCAGCCCAAAAAGCAGCGCCUGGUGUUCACCGACCUGCAGCGGCGCACGCUCAUCGCCAUCUUCAAGGAGAACAAGCGGCCGUCUAAGGAGAUGCAGGUCACCAUCUCGCAGCAGCUCGGCCUGGAGCUCAACACUGUCAGCAAUUUCUUCAUGAACGCGCGGCGCCGCUGCAUGAACCGCUGGGCCGAGGAGCCCGGAGCUGCCCCCGGGGGCCCCGCCGGCGCUGCCGCCACCUUCUCCAAGGCCUGAGGCGCCCCGGCUGCGCGCCCUCCCAGCCUCCACGGCCCGGGCGCUGCCCCCGAACCCACAUUCCGCCCCCCCCCCCCACUCCCACCCUGCCGGCCCGGAGACCUGCCCCAGGGCGCACCUGGAGGGGCUGCCGACCGGGCCCCCACACCCAGGGAAGGGACGCAGCACACCCCCA
This is a messenger RNA of Bubalus bubalis (water buffalo), 1654 nucleotides long. It is a transcript of the gene ONECUT3, whose product is annotated as one cut homeobox 3. Gene Ontology annotation, molecular function: DNA-binding transcription factor activity, RNA polymerase II-specific; RNA polymerase II cis-regulatory region sequence-specific DNA binding. Gene Ontology annotation, cellular component: nucleus. The transcript has 2 exons. The coding region runs from base 1 to 1479 and encodes 492 amino acids. Gene Ontology annotation, biological process: regulation of transcription by RNA polymerase II. Lineage: Eukaryota; Metazoa; Chordata; Mammalia; Artiodactyla; Bovidae. The record is from RefSeq and is a predicted model, not a curated record.